Lepisosteus oculatus (spotted gar) is the source of this 3615-nucleotide messenger RNA. The record is from RefSeq and is a predicted model, not a curated record. NCBI's taxonomy places the organism in Eukaryota, Metazoa, Chordata, Actinopteri, Semionotiformes, Lepisosteidae.
CCUUGUAUAAUAACAACAGAGUGUUUGCUGAAACCUAUAUAAACAGCAAAACCAAAGGCAAAAUUCAACAGUUUGGAUUUUUCUUUCUAAAAGAGGGAUACCAAUAAGUUAAGUUAUAAAACUGCAGAAAAGCACAUGACCAAGAGUUCCUGAUCGUCUCAGAGUUGGAGGUGAAAGUAGAAUGCAUUUUGUUCGUUUUCAGACUACGAGAUAAUCACACAACACAAUCCUGUUUUCAAACAGCUCAUCUGAAAUAGCGAAAAGAGAUAAUGGAUCGUUCUCCUGAACAUAAUUACUUUGUCGUACGACCAAUUUACUCUAAACCUACUUUUGAAGAAGACAAUGAAACUAAAGCCAGAGUGCCUAAGACUUUCCGAGACAAACUUCAAAAGUCAUGCACCUGCUCGAGCAAAAGGGCCCUACGUGUGGUCAAGAGUAUGUUCCCCAUUCUGGACUGGUUGCCUAACUACAGAGUAAAGGAGUGGCUGCCCAGUGACAUUAUCUCAGGAGUCAGUACUGGACUUGUGUGUACUUUACAGGGUCUGGCUUUUGCACUGCUGGUUGCAGUCCCUCCCAGAUAUGGUCUGUAUGCAGCCUUUUUCCCCAUUUUACCCUAUUUCAUUCUGGGGACCUCAAGACACAUUUCUGUAGGCCCCUUUCCAGUGACCUCUCUGAUGGUAGGAUCAGUGGUUCUAACCAUGACUCCUGACUCCAACUUCAUAAAGACCAUUAAUGGGACAAGUGGCAAUGGAACAGCUAUAAUCGAUACAAACGCCCGGGACGCACAAAGAGUACUUGUGGCUAUAACAAUGACCUAUCUCAUUGGAUUUUUCCAGCUGGGUAUGGGAGUGUUGCAGAUUGGCUUUAUAGUCCGGUAUCUCUCUGAUCCUUUGGUUGGAGGAUUUACCACUGCAGCUGCAUUCCAAGUGUUUGUCUCUCAAGUGAAAAUAAUCCUUGCUGUACCAACAGGAAAUUACAACGGAGUUUUAUCUGUUAUAUACCCAAUCAUUGACAUAUUUAAAAACAUUCGGCAAACCAACAUUGCAGACCUGGUUGCUGGGUUGUUAACAAUUCUUAUUGUAAUGGUGGUCAAGGAAAUCAAUACUAAAUACCAGCAUAAGAUCCCAGUACCUAUUCCCAUUGAAGUGAUAGUGACUAUCAUAGCAACAGGCAUUUCGUAUGGAGUAGACCUGAAGUCAAAGUAUAAUGCCAACAUUGUACAGAACAUCCCUAGAGGAUUUCUGCCCCCUCAGAACCCUGAUGUGACGUUGUUCUCGAGCAUUGUGAGCUCCAGUUUCUCCACGGCUGUGGUUGCGUAUGCUGUGGCUGUUUCUGUAGGUAAAGUGUACGCUACAAAGCAUGACUACGCCAUAGAUGGAAAUCAGGAGCUCCUUACGUUUGGAAUCUGCAAUAUUUUCACGGGAGCUUUCUCUGGGUUCAUUGCCACCACUGCAUUGUCACGCACAGCUGUUCAGGAGAGCACUGGUGGAAAGACACAGAUUGCUGGCAUAAUCUCAGCUGCACUAGUAUUGGUCGUUAUAUUUGCACUGGGCAGCCUGCUGGAACCUCUUCAAAAGUCUGUCUUGGCUGCCAUCAUCAUUGCUAAUCUGAAAGGAAUGUUCAUGCAAGUUUUGGAUGUUCCUCGUCUGUGGAGGCAGAACAAAAUAGACUCUAUAAUCUGGGUUUUCACCUGCAUUGGAUGCAUAAUCCUGGGACUUGACCUUGGGCUGCUGGCAGGUCUUGUGUUUGAGUUGGUCACGGUGGUGUACAGAACUCAGUUCCCCACCUGUUCUGCUCUGGGGAACUUUCCAGGGACAGAUAUCUACAAGAAUAUCAAAGACUACAAGCACGUUGCAGAAAUACCUGGAAUCAAAAUCUUCAAAUGCAAUUCACCAAUUUUCUUCGCUAACAUUGACUACUUUAAAGACCGCUUGAAGGCAGUAGUCGGUGUUGAUGCUGCCCGAGUGUUGAAGAAGAGGACAAAGGCACUGAGGAUGAUCCAGAAUCUCAUUAAGAAAGGAAGGUUAAGAGCUACAAAGAAAGGUGUGGUGUCUACCAUGGGGAUUGAUAACGAGGGCUUUGAGAUGGAGAAGGAGCUGGAGGAGAUGGAGGAGAGCAGUAUUCCCACCACAGAGGUGGAGAUACGAGUGGACUGGGAUUCUGACCUGCCAGUGAAGGUGGCAGUGCCUAAAGUCAGCUUCCACAGCCUCAUCCUGGACUUUUCUGCGGCAUCCUUUCUUGACGUCGUAUCUGUGAAGUCCUUAAAGUUGGUCAUUAAAGAAUUUCAGAAAAUAGGUGUGAAUGUCUAUAUCGCUGGAUAUGAUGAUGAAAUUGCUCAAAAAAUGGAAUUCUGUGGCUUUUUUGAUGACGCAGUGAAGAAAGACAUUAUGUUUAUAUCUGUGCAUGACGCAGUCCUCUUUAUUAAGAUACAAACUAUAAAUGGCGCCAUUCAAGAUCCAAUCUUUGAAAAGAUCUCUUUGAUGCAGGAUUCCAAAGAGCCUCUGACCUUCACCGAUGAUGAAACAGAAGAAACUUAUGACAAUCAAAGAAGGGCUAUCCAUGGACUGUCUAGCUAAGCCUGGGCUUUGGGUUUUUUCAUCUCCUUCUCAAGGAUGUGUUUUGAAUUCUACAAAUGUAAACAUUGAAAAAUUAGGACAUUUAUUGCACCUCUCUACUCUUCACCCUUAUCUUUCCGGUUUAUUAGAAGCUAAUACAUACCUGGAAGUUAAAGUCAACAGCUGCUCAAGGACCUGCACUGUUCUACACUUUGUCACAUUUCUGUAACUAUCCACAAGGCCUCCAAGGUUAUGAUUUUCCUAAGGAAGGGCUUAUGUAAUUAGGCAUUCAUGAUACAAUAAUGUAUGUCCCUUUUUUGAGCUUGAGAACUUUUAAUGGCUUUUAAUCUUGCUUUGUACAAUUCUUUUGUGUAAAGGCAUUAAUGUGGAAGUGCAAUUUGGACACAGGCAGUCUGAACAUUAAUCACUCAGAUGUGGCUCCAUAGAUGAAUGAAAGCUCAAGUCUUUUUCAGCAGCAUUUUGUGAAGAAGGUUUCACACCGCCUUAUGCACUGUGUUUACAGUAGGAAGAAAACAAAAUUUAGUCUCAACUGCUGCCUCUAACAGGUCUUUAAAACCAUAUAGUCAUCUUCACAUGGCUGUGAACAACAGAGUCAGUGUGUGAAUAAACAGUUGGUUUCCCCUCCUAAGCCGUCUUCCUGUGCUCGAACUAUUAGGGCCCUAACUGACCUCUCAAAGAAGAAGAGAGUGAUUCCCGAGUGACGUCGUAAUAUCUAUAAGACAGGAAAUGUGUAGGGUACAGGAAGCCAACUGUUUGUACUCAGUUCUGCCCUGUUGUGGCAGGCAAGCCCAUCUGAAAAUGAAGCCUUGAAAACAAAAAGGUGUUGAAAAAUGACAGAGCGCUAAUGAGAAUGUUAUGCAAAUGAAAGGUAAGAGAUUUUACUGAAGCCUUAAACCUGUAUAUUGAUAUGCAAAAUGUAAACUAGAAGUAGCGUUUGAAAAGCAAAUGUUGAUACAUUAUGGGAGAAUAAAGCAAAUCAGAAACUUAUGUUCUGCACAUCUGUGCAUAUCAAUAAAAUUAUUCUUUAUUUCGUGUUGUA